This is a messenger RNA of Monoraphidium neglectum, 2256 nucleotides long. Its product is annotated as beta-1,4-xylanase. The transcript is spliced from 12 exons. Bases 1 to 2256 code for a protein of 751 amino acids. Gene Ontology annotation, molecular function: hydrolase activity, hydrolyzing O-glycosyl compounds. Lineage: Eukaryota; Viridiplantae; Chlorophyta; Chlorophyceae; Sphaeropleales; Selenastraceae. The record is from RefSeq and is a predicted model, not a curated record. Gene Ontology annotation, biological process: carbohydrate metabolic process.
AUGCGAGCAGUCCUCCUGAUGCUGGCGGUUGGCGCCGCGUACACCGUGGGCGUGUCCGCCGCUGCGACCGAGAUCAGGGACGUCUCCUGGCUGUUCACGCUGCACCCAGACCCCUCGGGCCUGCCCCGUGGCUUCAGCACCCAUUCCCGCAGCGCUGAUGAAUCUGGCCUGGCCGCCAUGGUCAGCUCAGAGGGCGCCAUGUUUGGCAACGUCGAGGAGCCGAGCACUACCAGUGACGACGCGUGGCGGGCACAGCUUCGCAGCUCCACCGUGCCCGUCGUCGCUGGCCGUGCCUACAGCCUCGAGUUCAGCGCCCGCAGCGCUGCACCCAAUGGCACGGCGCGCGCGGUGAUGCGCGACAUGUCUGGAGGCAGGAACGUCCCGGGUGCGGCAGUGGCGCUGGACCUGCAGCCCGAGUGGCAGCGCUUCUCGCUGCGGCUGGCAAUGCCAGCAGUCGAUGGGAACUGGAGUGCCCAGGUCCACUGCGGGGCGCACCAGGGCUGGUAUGAGUUCAAGGGUAUGGUGCUGACCGAGGAGCCCCUGGACACGACCAUCGCGGCGCUCCAGCCUGCUGCCAUGGACGCCCGCACCGCCGCACAUCGGAAGGGCGAGUUCGAGGUGUCCGUCGUGGACGCAUUUGGGCGGCCAGUGGCGGCCACCGGCGUCAACAUGACGCUCGUGCGGCAUCACUUUGUGCUGGGGGCUGCUGUGGCACCAGAGAUGGUUCGCAAGAGGUUUGGAGACGAUGUGACCAGCAACUACACACGCCUGAUUGGCGAGAACUUCUGGUCCCUUGUACCGGAGAACGCCUUCAAAUGGUACAACUACGAGCCGCAGCAGGGCAACUACCAGGCGGGUGAGGCGCUGAUCAAGCGCGACUACAUUACUUUGGCACAGAACAACAGCAUGGAGCUGGUGCGAGGCCAUACCAUCGAGUGGGGUGACUCCUACAACCAGAUGAUGUCUGGCCGCAACAAGGGCCACUGGUCUGUCAGGAGCAGGGACUGCGACUUCUACGUCAAGGCCAUAGAGGGUCGCAUCCGCCGGGACUUGGCUCUGUUCAAGGGCUCAUUCACCCAAUACGACCUGUUCAAUGAACUGGUUGAGACCAACUCCAUGAUGAAGGCGUGCGGCCUCAUGAACACAUCGCUCCCGGCCAUGUACAAGCUGGCAGCCCAAAUCGACCCAAAAGCGCAACUGUGCCUGAACGAGUGGGCUGUGCUGGAGGGCAACAAUUGGCAGGGCUUUGUGGACAUUGCCAACAAUCUGCUGAGUGCAGGAGCACCCCUGCACUGCCUCGGCGUCCAGGCCCACUUGACGGCUGGGGGGGCCCAGCGCGAGGCCAUUUACCGUCGUCUCGACGAGAUGGGGGCCACCGGCCUGCCCCUCUACAUCACGGAAUUCUCCCUCUCAUCAAGGCAUGUGGGAGUAACAGUGUCCGCUGGACUCAGGUGGGAGCGAGGCACGCCGGUCAAUGAGAUGAGUGAGGAUGAGCAGGCUGAACGGCUGGAGGAGCUGGUCAAGACAUUCUUCUCACACCCCUCGGUGCACGGCCUGAUGCUGUGGGGUUUUUGGGAUGGCAACAUCUGGAUCAAGCAUGGCGGCAUCUUCCGCUCAGACUUCUCACCCAAACCAGCAGCCCUGCGCCUCAAAAAGUUUUUCUCGGAGACCCACAACACCACCAUCACCAACCUGGAGGCUGCGCCCCUGGAGGGGGCUGCCGCAUUCACGCCGACUGCCGGCGCGCCCGAGGCCAACGUCACUGCGCAGCCCCCAGCACUGGGCGCCCCAGCCCCGGCACAGAGCCCCUCUCUCCCUGUGGCGCAGUCGAACUCGCAGGAUGCAGUCCAUACAGGCAUCGGCCCGGCGCGAAAGAUGCUGGCCCAGCACCACGGGCGGCGGGUGCUCAAGAGCGCCAGCUCCCUGGGCCUCCUGCAGCUCCCUCUCCUUGCUGAUGUCAGCAUCCACACCUCAAUCGACCCUAUCCUGGGCACCCUCUUGGGCGUGCCGUCCGCAGUUGUGCAGGCUCCCCCCCUUUUGUCAGGGCAGGCGCUGCCCGUCUCGGUUGGUGUGCCGCAGGCGCUGGCUGAUGCUCCCCAAGUGCAACAGCAGCAGCAGCAGCAGCAGCCCCGUCCGCUGAAAUUCAAGGGUUAUUACGGGCGCUACCGAUACGAGAUGAUGGUGGGGGGCCGGCUGCUGAGUGGCGAGGUGGCGUUCACACCAGGCGACAGCCCCAAGCUGGAGCUGGUGGUGUAG